CACUGCCAUUGCGGGGUUAAAAGGACUUGACGCCCCGGUAUUCCUAAGUCGAAGAAGGGCAGAGAAAUAAAUUAUUAAGCGUUGGUUACGUAUCAUAUAAAGUGAGGACAACCACCCCUAAAGGCACAAACAUCCUCACGUUCCCCUUCUCACAACUUCUAAUCUUCCAUCGCAAUAUCCUAAACCUCCACCUCAAUUCACGCUGAUCGCCAUGGAAUACCGUCUUUUGGGCCGUUCUGGGCUUAAGGUUUCUGUCAUUGGUUUGGGGGGAUGGCUUACCUAUGGUGGUCAUGUUGAGAAACAGAAGGGCUUCGACUGUAUGAAAGCAGCCUUCGACGCCGGUGUCAACUUCUUUGAUACCGCCGAGAGUUACGCAGGCGGCCAAUCCGAGGUUGCUAUGGGCGAGUGCAUUCGCAAGUACGGCUGGGCUAGAAAUGAGCUCGUCAUCUCCACCAAGAUCCACUGGGGAGGCGCAUUCGCAUCGAAAGGUCAUGCGGAGAACUCCGUUGGCUUGUCGAGAAAGCACAUUGUUGAGGGGUUGAACGCCUCUCUUGGGCGUCUGGGAUUGGACUACGUCGAUUUGGUCUAUGCUCAUAGGCCGGACCGUUUGACACCCAUGGAGGAGACUGUUCGGGCUUUCAACCAUGUCAUUGGUCAGGGGAAGGCCUUUUAUUGGGGAACUAGCGAGUGGUCUGCUGAAGAGAUUGCGGAUGCCUGGAGAGUUGCUGAUCGUUUGGGGUUGAUCGGGCCUCUGGUGGAGCAACCCCAAUACAACCUCCUGGUCCGCGACAAAGUGGAGAAGGAAUUCUACAACUUGUAUGCUAAGCACGGUCUCGGUCUGACCACUUUCUCUCCUCUUAGGAUGGGCAUCUUGAGUGGAAAGUACAGCGAUUUCAAGAUUCCCGAGGACUCCCGUCUUUCAAAUUCUUCUGAUCUCUUCACUAAGUCUAUGAGAGAGAAAUUCGACACAGACGAGGAGAUGAGGACGCAAAUCAUCACCACCAAGAACCUUGAAACGGUCGCCAAAGGACUCGGAAUCACCCUUUCCCAACUCGCGAUCGCUUGGGUCAUCAAGAAUCCCAACAUCUCUAGUGUCAUCACAGGAGCUAGCAGACCGGAGCAGGUUCUCGAGAACCUGGAGGCUGUGAAGCAUGCUAACAAAUUGACUCCGGAGAUUAUGGAGAAGAUUGAGGAGGUAGUGUGUAAUAAGCCCCAGUUGGAACCUAGACGAUUUUCUUGAUUGGUUUUCAGGAUCGAGAUAGGACUUUGUGUAUUUUGGAUCAGAGGAAAUAGAACACCCGACUUGAGACUGA
This is a messenger RNA of Tuber melanosporum (Perigord truffle), 1313 nucleotides long. RefSeq lists its product as uncharacterized. The record is from RefSeq and is a predicted model, not a curated record. The transcript has 4 exons. The coding region runs from base 212 to 1240 and encodes 342 amino acids. NCBI's taxonomy places the organism in Eukaryota, Fungi, Ascomycota, Pezizomycetes, Pezizales, Tuberaceae.